UCAUUCGUUUACAAGUGUCAGAUACUUGAAAGGGCGAGGAGGCGAUUUCGCGAUAUCGCGUUCAAAUUGUAUUACAAAAAAAAACUGUAACCAUAAUAAUGUUAUCAGUGAUCCUCGGAGGCAUGGCGUGUACCCGCCAAACCCGCCCAGUAUUUCUAUUAUAAAGCAACAUAUACAACCUUUUUUGUGUGACCGAUAUUGUUUUCAUUUCAUUUUCGGGAUGUUGAAGUUCAAAAAAAUGGGUUCGGAUAAAGUGCCCUUGUUGCUUGUGACCGCUAACGUCGGUUCCAUAUUCGAGGACCCGUUCGUCAUGCUUCCGAUAUGGACGUCGGAAUUUCUCCAAGCAGUUUCUCGCAUGGAUCCCAAGUUCAUAGCUCUACAUUUGCAAGAAGUUGGCGGGAAGGCUUAUGAGAAAUCGAUGCAAUAUGUGAAGGAUUUCGUCCAAAGACUAUGUGAUUGUCCUGAGCUGAGAUUAUUCGACAAGAUCAGGAUAUACCUGGAUGAAGACUUCAGCUCUCCAGAGAAAUUCACGGCAUUAGGCAACAUGUACUUCGCGCAUUCCAGUCUAACGGAUCUCAAGAUAUGGGACUUCGAACUGAAGUCGUACGUGGACGUCGUGGGCAAGGAGAUCAACAGUGGGAAUAUUGAGAAGGUCACGACGAAGGAAAAGGCUAAAUUCCCUCAGCACUUUUUUCCUGAAUGCAAGUGGUCACGUAAAGGAUUCCUGCGGACACGGUGGUCGAUUCGCGGCACUGCGAUCGAGUUCAUCAACAUUCACCUUUUCCACGACGCUUCCAAUCUCCUGGCUAUGGAGCCUUUUCCCUCUGUGUAUUGUCGAAGUAGGAGGCGCGCACUAAGGCACACUCUUCGUCAUUUACACUCUGAUGUCAAUUCCGCGCCGUAUUUCAUAUUCGGAGAUUUCAAUUUUCGGACGGACACGGGCGGCGUGGUGAAGAAAGUGACAGAAGAAUUGACGUCGUGCCGUCUACAAAACGGCGCGAAUGUCGAUUCGUCAAAACUGCAGUAUCGUUCGAAAGCAGAUGAUCGCGUCGUACUUACAGUUGGAAAGAAGGAGUUUGCUCAUAUCGACCACCAGAAGAUCUUUAGGGAACCCUGGCUACAAAAGUUCGAUCGGGAGUUAGAAUCUCUCCGGGCUCAUCUAUACGAGUUUCCAGUUAAAUUUCCCCCCUCGUACCCCUUCGAAGAGGAUGUCCAUCUACCCACGCAUUAUAUGAAGACUAGAUGUCCCGCUUGGUGCGACCGUGUAUUGCUAUCUCAGUCCGCAAGAUUACUGCUUCAACCAGACGCCCGGCACACUUCCAGAAAGUCAGUAGCGGAUUCGGACAGCGGCAGUGGGAGGAUGUCGUCAUCAGACAGUAGUCCCGCUAGAUCCGGUUCACCGGCGAGACAAAAUAGUCAGAUGAGCCCUGGCAAGACUUUGGAGAAAAAGUCGAGCGCCGCUGAACUGGAAGUGCCGGCUGUGACGUCACAAGUCGCUCGGAAAAGUAUCGCCGACCCCACCGGUCUACAGCACGCUAUUAAUGCGAGGUUGAAAGUGCAAUGCUUGGCAAAUAAAAAACAGGUGUCGGAUUCCGAAGCUUACCCAGGUCGUCGUAAGUUAGUAAGAAAUCAAUCAGAAGGUUCGCCUAAAUCAGGCGAAGCUUCGGCUGAAUUACGACGUUUAGUAGACAUUCCCACUCGUCGUAGAAACGAGUACGGUAUGAUAGGCGACGCGGCCUGCAUGGGUGACCAUAAGCCGAUUUAUCUCCGAGUGAUGCUGCAAAGCGAUCGAGGUAAUUUCCGUCAAGAGUAUCAUUCAGAAUCGUCGCCUAAGCACGUUACAACAGACGAAUCUGAACCGGAGCUGGAAUCACCCGGAUCAAGAUAUAUACACUUCAAUGCAAAUCCGUAUAAUAUUUUCAAGGAAUCUGAUAUAUAACUGGGUAUGUGACAUACCGUUAUUGUAUUGAUGUUUACAACAAUCAAUUUGAAUUU
Messenger RNA from Melitaea cinxia (Glanville fritillary), 1995 nucleotides. It is a transcript of the gene 5PtaseI, whose product is annotated as inositol polyphosphate-5-phosphatase A. The transcript has 14 exons. Gene Ontology annotation, biological process: phosphatidylinositol dephosphorylation. Lineage: Eukaryota; Metazoa; Arthropoda; Insecta; Lepidoptera; Nymphalidae. The coding region runs from base 221 to 1939 and encodes 572 amino acids. Gene Ontology annotation, molecular function: inositol-polyphosphate 5-phosphatase activity. The record is from RefSeq and is a predicted model, not a curated record.